Messenger RNA from Beauveria bassiana ARSEF 2860, 765 nucleotides. RefSeq names its product putative proteasome subunit alpha. Gene Ontology annotation, cellular component: proteasome core complex, alpha-subunit complex; proteasome core complex; nucleus. The record is from RefSeq and is a predicted model, not a curated record. NCBI's taxonomy places the organism in Eukaryota, Fungi, Ascomycota, Sordariomycetes, Hypocreales, Cordycipitaceae. Gene Ontology annotation, biological process: ubiquitin-dependent protein catabolic process. The transcript has 3 exons. The coding region runs from base 1 to 765 and encodes 254 amino acids.
AUGUUUCGCAACAACUACGAUAACGAUUCAGUCACAUUCUCGCCCCAGGGCCGAAUAUUCCAGAUUGAAUAUGCUGCCGAAGCUGUCAAGCAAGGUUCGGUAGUUGUUGGCAUUGUCAGCAAGACCCAUGCCGUUCUCUGCGCCGUCAAGCGCAACGCCGAAGAGCUCUCAUCAUACCAAAAGAAGCUGUUCAACAUUGACGAGCAUGCCGGCAUCGCCAUUGCCGGCCUCACAUCCGACGCCCGCGUCCUCUCCAAUUUCAUGAAGCAGCAGUGCCUAGGCCACCGCCUCACCUACGGGCGUGCCAUGCCCCUGCGCACCCUCGUCGGCAUGAUUGGCGACAAGGCGCAGACCAACACGCAACAGUACGGCAAGCGGCCCUAUGGUGUCGGACUGCUCAUUGCCGGUGUUGACGAGACGGGCCCGCAUCUCUUUGAAUUUCAGCCCUCGGGCAUGACGGAGGAGAUGUCGGCCUUUGCCAUUGGCGCCCGCAGCCAGAUGGCCCGCACAUACCUCGAGCGCCACGUCGACUCGUUUGCAGACUGCUCCCGCGAGGAGCUCGUCCAGCACGGCCUGCGCGCCCUCCGCGAGAGCCUCGUGCAGGACAAGGAGCUGACGGUCGACAACACCUCGGUCGGGCUCGUAGGCGUCCGCGCCGAGGGCGCCAAGGGCAUCGAGCAGUUUAAGCUCUACGACGAGUACGAUGUCAAGGAAUGGAUUGAUCGCGUCGGCGAGAGCCAAGGUGGCAUGGAGGUGGACGGUUAA